Salarias fasciatus (jewelled blenny) is the source of this 2049-nucleotide messenger RNA. RefSeq names its product MKS transition zone complex subunit 1 (gene mks1). The record is from RefSeq and is a predicted model, not a curated record. Gene Ontology annotation, biological process: cilium assembly. The transcript is spliced from 18 exons. Gene Ontology annotation, cellular component: MKS complex. Bases 217 to 1911 code for a protein of 564 amino acids. NCBI's taxonomy places the organism in Eukaryota, Metazoa, Chordata, Actinopteri, Blenniiformes, Blenniidae.
GUUAGCUUUUCACCGUGUUAGCUUCAGUUCAGCAACCUGGUCGCCUUUUUCUAGUGACUCUUUUCAUCCACGACAUCAACUAUGAGGUCGAGAUGUUUGAAGAGCCGCUAAACAAACGAAUUACAAGUUUAUGCGAGAAUCUUUGAAUAAUAAAUCGGCCUGUCUGCUAAAGAUCCGAGCUAGCGGCUAGCAUAAUAUCCCUCUGUGAGUGGUCAUAUGGCAGAUUCCUGGAACACGGACACUGGAGAGGCUGUUUAUCGGUCUAAGGAUGUCGUCAAAAACUUGAGAAUUAAGGUGCGUAUAGAGAGGGUGACCUCCACAGCAGCCCUUUCUCAGCACCUCCAGCAGCAGGUUCUGACCCAGCAGGGGAGAGGAGACAUCGAACUGGAAACCCUCUCAUCAGAACAACAUCCAGGUGAUAAUGAGGACGAGUUGGUGGUCAGCUGGCAGGAGAAAUUCUUCAGUCAGUAUGAGAUGGAGCUGUUUCAGUACGAUACGGCGUGUCAGACCCCUCUGGAUCGUCAGUACCACGCAGAAAUCAAGGCAUUGAACAAAGCCAAGGGGCGACGUAAUCACAGGAUUUUCACCUACACGGAUCACGACCGCUACACCAGCUGCCUCCCUCUCCAUCAGCUGCAAAACUCCUCUGAUUUAUUGACCACAACCAAAUCGGGCCCCACCUUCCUGGCAGAGAGGAUGGCCAGUGUGAGAAACAGACGGCAAGAGAGACGCACCGUGGAUUCUAGUUUCCACAAGUCAAAGAUCAUCAACUGGGAGCCCACAGAGGAGUUUGUGAAGAGCAGCCGUGUCGUGAACAGCGCCAUGCAGACCAUGCACAUCAUGGGGGAUCUGGGCCCAAGUGGGGGGCUGGGUCUUAAAGAGAACGAAUGUUUGCUGGUGACCAUAAAAACAGAUGGCCAUGGAACAGUCAUCGUCAAGCCUGACUUCAACAAAGGCAAAGAGCCCUACAGGAUCGUAACGGAGGGCGAGAAGAGAGAAGUGUGGCGUCUGGAGUUUGAGAACGUCUCCGCAGCCAUGAAGCCAGAGGAGAAGGAGAGGGAGCAGAGCAUGUAUAAAGACUUGUACGUCAGACACAAGGAGUAUCUCAACAGCCUUGUGGGUCAAGACUUUGAAAUGCCUCCGAUGGGAAUUCUACGUUACAUGAUGAACGGAGAGAUAGUCUCUGCUCAAGGUUUUGAGUAUGAUCAUUUAUACAUCCACUUCUUCAUGGAGCUGCCCAACAGCUGGUCCAGUCUGCCCAUUCAGUCUCUGUCAGGGGUGACCCAGACCUGCCGGACCAAAACAUUAGGGAAGGAAAACGUGGCGUUCUUCAGUUACCCAUUCACCUUGGAGGCUUUCUACAUGAGUGAAAAAGAGGGUCAGGAAUCGAUCCCUCAGUGGCCCGUGCUGUACUUCAAGGUUCUCUCCCUGGACUCGUGGCAGCGUUUUCGGACCGAGGGCUACGGAUAUCUGCUGUUUCCCGCCGCGCCUGGGAGACACACGGUCACGUGCCACACGUGGAGACCCCUGCAGACGGGGACGGUCUCGGCUCUGAGGCGCUUCUUCAUCGGAGGUUCUCCAGAACUGGAGGACAUCAGCUACGUCAGAGUGCCGGGGACGUUUAAGGGAGAAAGGCUGAGUCGCUUCGGCUUUUGCACAGAAACCUCAGGAAGUGUGACCUUUAACCUGCACUGCAUCCAGCAAGCCCGGGCCUUUGUCGACGCUGCCAUGUUGAACAGGAGGAGACAGAAACUCUUCGAUCAGCUGGGAGGAUUCAGUCAGCAGGGAGCUGUUUGUACGAUCCUCGAGGCCUUUGAGAGAGCGAAGAAAAGAAUGCAGGAGACCCGAGAACGUCUUCCAAGCGACAUCAUCAGCUCCGUUUCACAUCUCCAAAACGAGUCUUCGGCGUAGCCGUGACACUUUAAUCUGUACAGUCAUUCUCUCAGACAUGCUGUCUCUAUUUUGAGAUCAUGAGAAGAAGUUCUAUCACCAGUAGGUAUGAAGACGGGAUGGUGAUGUGAGCAUUGUAUAGUUUCUUUUUUUAUUCAA